UGAGAAAAACUGGAUCUUGAUCUGAAACUAAAAAAAGGAAACAGAAAAGGUCACAUCUUCACCUCUUUUGAUAGUUCUUGAUUCAACCUCUACAAAAACUACUUGUCACCCAUAAAACUCUUAAACCAUUUUUCCCUUUGCCUUUUUCACACAAUAUUGUUAAUGGGGUUCCAGUAUUAGAAGCAUAUUAUUGCUAUAUUAUUACUAAGUUUGCGGUUUAAGGAUCUUACUAUUGCACCUUUUCUUCUAUUCUAAUCAUUGACCAAAUUUGCCUAUAAAGUUACCAACUUUUUACUUCAUUACCAUUGGGAUCUUGCAUCCAGACUCAGAGACUCCCUUCUAUUAGUGUAUCAGAGCUGUGGUUGGUUUAAAAGAAUAUCAUCAUGUUCAAGUACUCGCCGCGUAGAAACCAACAGAGAAAUAAAGGUUUCAAGGUGAAGCAUGCUCUUCAGAUAUGUGUACUUGUCGGUGUUUGUAUCUGGCUGCUUUACCAGGUCCAGCACUCACGUAGCAAGAAAGCAUCUUUUGAACAAAACACAAGUGCCUCAGAGAAGGUACAAACUGACAAUGAUGUUAUAAGGUUUGGAAGGAAGGACCUCCUACCUCAAAAGAAGGAAGUAGAUAUUGAUGAUGAGAAGCUGAAGGAGGUGACAGAGGAAGAUGAGCUUAAGCGUUUUGAUGAUGACACCAAAGUGGAGGAGCAUGACCAUGAUCUAGAAAAAUCAGCGGAGGAUAGUGAGCAUAAAGGGGAUUCAGUGGAUGAGGAUAUAGGGACAGAAAAAAUCCAGGAGAAAGAAGUGGGUGGAGCAAAUGUUGAAGCAGAAAGCAAAGAGAACACUGAAGAUGGCAAAGGUGAGAGUAAUGAGGAAGCCACUGACACGAAUACCAACAACAGUGAAACUAAUGAAACCAGAGAAGAAGAUAGUGAAAAAGAUCAGGUAAAGCAAAGUGACAUUGAGGGUGAAGAAACUAAGGAUCAGGGAUUAGAAAAGGAAGUUAAGGAUGUUAAAGAGAACAAUGACAGUGAAAGUGAAGAGAAGGGAACUGAGGGAAAUGUUGAUGCGGGAACUGAUUUGAAAGAAGAGAAGGCACAAAGUGAAGAGGGUGGAAGUGAAGAAACCUCUAUAAAUAGAAGUGAAGAAGUAGUUGAAAAUGAAAGUGACAAGAAGUCGGUGGAAUUGGAAGAAAGUAAUGAAGGGAAAGUAAAAGAGAAUAACGAGAGCAGAGAAGAGAAGAAUGAGGGAUACAGCAGAGAGAUUGAUGAAGCCAGCAAAGAGAAGGAAGAGAAACAAGGCAAAACUGAAGAAUCUGGCUCAUCAGAAGAUAAGGUUCAUGAUGAGAUUGAUACGACUAAUGAGGCUUCAACAGUGGAAAGUGGCAAGGAAGAGAGGUCAUUGGUCAAAGAAACUUCAGAUUCUGAAAACAUGACUGGUACAGAAGGAGAUGGUAAUGUAGCCUUGAAUAAUGAGGAGGAAUCCAAGAAGGGAGUAGAUGAGUUGCAAGAAAAGAAAAAUAAGUUGGAUUCAGAUGCUGGAGAAAAUAAGAUGCUUGAACAAAAUAGCUCUGCAGAUACAAAUUCUGUUGGAGAAGUGAGUAAUGAAAGCAACACUGAGGGCAGUUCUAAUGCUGCAGCAGGAAACAAUGAAGCCACUAGCCAGCAGACAGAAACUGACAAUUCUGCCUCUGAAACCAUUCAAAAUGAAAACAACAGUAAUGAUAACUCCAAUCAAGCAGGAACAAAUGAAGCCAAUGAACAUCAGCAAGAAAAUGAUAACUCCGCAUCUCAUACCAUACAAAAUGAGAAUAACUCUAGUGAUAACUCAGAUCAUGCAGUAGGAACCAACAAAGCUAAUGAACAUCAGCAAGGAAAUGAGAACAACUCUAGUAAUGACUCCAAUCUGGCAGCAGAAACCAAUGAUGUCAAUAAGCAGCAGCAGGAACAGGAAAGUUCUGUUUCUGAUACCAAACACAAUGAGAAGAACUCUGGUGAAGACUCCAAUCUUGCAGAAGGAACCAAUGAAGCCAACAAACAGCAGCAGGAAAAUGAAAGUUCUGUCGCUCAUACUACACAAAAUGAGAACAACUCCGGCGAGGACUCCAAUCUUGCAGAAAGAACCAAUGAUGCCAACAAACAGCAGCAGGAAAAUGACAGUUCUGCCUCUCAAACCACACAAAAUGAGAACAACUCAAUUAAGGAAGCUGUUUCUGUCGGAGAUGGCACACAGAACGAUCCAAAUGAGCAGCAGUCUGAGAAAAAAGAUUCAAAUUCCUCGGCAGAUGAAGAAUCAGUAACAAGUUCAAAGGGGUCUGAUACAGUUGACCAAAAUGGAAACUCUGUAACAGCUGGUGCAACUGAGAAGUCAACAGGAGGUGGGAAUGAUCAAAAUGAGGCGAACCAGAAAUCAGAUACUAAUUCUGAUACAGGCUCUCACAAAAUAAAUCCCUCAAAUGACAAUGAUGAGACAGACCCCAAAUUAACUGAUUCUUCCACCUCAAAUAACAAACCUGAUGAUAACCAACAAAAACAAGUCGAGUCGACAGAUUAUGCGAUUCCUCGAGAACAGACAGAGGCUCGUACUGAUCUGGGAACAUUGCCACAGACAGGAAGCGAGGGGAACAGUCAUGAAGAAGCUACAGCAGAGUAACAUAGAUACGUAGUAGUAGUACUAUUUUUACGCCAAGGUUGUAUUCACAUUCUUUCUUCUUGCUGCCUUUUUCAAAGUCUUUUAAGGCAAAUAUGAAAGUGAGAUAACUUCGGUUUGCUUGCCUGUCGAUUCCGAAGAGCCAUCAUGCGACAAAUAUAUAGAUUGAUGUUGGGCAGAACUCAGUUACUUGUUCAUCUCUAUCCCAUAAACGUGUAUCUGCAUGUCUAAACAUGCAAUUUUUCGUGCAUUAUUAAUGAUAAAGGUUUUCUUCA
Solanum verrucosum is the source of this 2917-nucleotide messenger RNA. RefSeq lists its product as uncharacterized. The record is from RefSeq and is a predicted model, not a curated record. Lineage: Eukaryota; Viridiplantae; Streptophyta; Magnoliopsida; Solanales; Solanaceae. The coding region runs from base 384 to 2645 and encodes 753 amino acids. The transcript has 2 exons.